Messenger RNA from Ananas comosus (pineapple), 2449 nucleotides. Its product is annotated as pentatricopeptide repeat-containing protein At1g79080, chloroplastic. The transcript has a single exon. Lineage: Eukaryota; Viridiplantae; Streptophyta; Magnoliopsida; Poales; Bromeliaceae. Gene Ontology annotation, molecular function: protein binding. The record is from RefSeq and is a predicted model, not a curated record. The coding region runs from base 244 to 1944 and encodes 566 amino acids.
AGAGCUCGGGGAUGCGUAAGCCAUUUGAGUGGCAAUAAAGAGCUGUGGAUGAGCCAUUGAUGUGGCGAACUAUACUCUCCCCUCUCCCCACUCUCCGUUUGAAACCUCUUCCUUACAAAUUGUUUCGAGAGCUCCAACUCCCAUGUGAGAAAUCGCAAUACCCAUCUCAUUUCUCCGCAAAAAGCACUUCUUUUUUUUUUUGUUUUUUAAAUUCUCCUGCUAGAAGCGCUUCUGCAAGAAUCCAUGCCAACCCUAGUCCACUCCGUUUCCCCCCUUCCGAGAAGCAGCGCCACCUCCGACGCAAACCGAUCCAAACCAUGCUUCCUCCCCCAUUCCCCCAAAACCCUAGUUUUCCCCAAAACCAGGGGCUUUUCUAGGGCUUUGUCCUCGACCCACGUCGCAACAAUCCCCUCCAAAGACGCGGGCUUUUCCCUGCCCAACUGGAGGAACGGUAAGAGCGAGUCGAGGAGCAAAGAGCUCCGGCUCCACGACGCUUUCCUUUAUUUGGAGUUCAUGGUGGGGAAAGGGCACAAGCCCGAUCCGGCGCAGGCCACUCAGCUCCUGUAUGAUCUGUGCAAGCUCAACAAGAUCCGAAAGGCGGUUCGCGUAAUGGAGUUGAUGGUCCGCUCCGGUAACACUCCCGACCACUCCACGUACACUUUCUUAGUUAACCAGCUGUGUAAAAGAGGAAAUGUUGGGUAUGCCAUGCAACUAGUCGAUAAAAUGGACGAAUACGGGUGCCCCCCGACGACGAUCACGUACAAUUCUUUGGUUAGAGGGCUCUGCGUUCAUGGCAAUUUGCAGCAAAGUCUCCAGCUUUUAGAGAGAUUGAUGCAUAAGGGCUUGAUCCCAAAUGUGUUUACUUACUCGUUUUUACUAGAAGCAGCUUAUAAGGAGAGAGGGGUCGACGAGGCCGUGAGGCUACUAGAUGAGAUCAUGCGUAAGGGCGGGAAACCUAAUUUAGUUAGCUAUAAUGUUCUCCUCACUGGUUAUUGCAAGGAGGGUCGGUUAGACGAGGCCGUGAGUUUCUUUAGGAGUUUACCGUUAAAGGGGUUUAGUCCGAACGUGGUUAGCUAUAACAUUUUGCUGCGGAGUUUGUGUUACGAGGGGCUGUGGGAGGAGGCGGAGGAGCUUUUAUCCGAGAUGGGCGAUAGGGAUUGUUCUCCGAGUAUUAUAACGUACAACAUUUUGAUCGGGUCGCUUGCCUAUAAUGGUCGGACGGAGCAAGCGCUAGCGAUUUUGGAGGAGAUGGCGAGGAAUCGGUUCAAGCCCGUGGCUGCGAGCUAUAACCCUAUAAUUGCGCGGUUUUGUAAGGAGGGGAGAUUGGAUAUGGUGUUGAAAUGCCUUGACAUGAUGAUGCAUAAGAAUUGUGCUCCAAAUGAGGGCACUUAUAAUGCCAUUUCCGUGCUUUGUGGGGAAGGGAAGGUGGUAGAAGCCUUCUCCAUACUCCAAAAUUUGGCGAGUAAGCAGAACGCUUCGAUGCAUGACUUCUACCGAAACGUGAUUUCGUUCUUGUGCAAGAAAGGAAACACUUAUGCGGCGUUCCAACUUCUGCACGAGAUAACGAGGCACGGGUUUGUUCCUGAUAGUUAUACUAAUUCAUCUCUGAUUAGAGGUCUUUGCAUGGAGGGCAUGUUGGAUGAGGCUAUCGAAAUAUUCGAAGUGAUGGAGGAAAAUGGUAGCGGGCCUGAUUUAGACAAUUAUAAUGCGCUAAUACUCGGGUUAUGCAAGGCGCAGAGAACGGAUCUAUCGUUCGAUAUAUAUGAAACUAUGAUCGAGAAAGGCUAUGUGCCUAAUGAAACGACGUAUACAAUCCUCGUUGAAGGGAUUGCUCACGAGGAUGAAACGGAUUUGGCUGCGGAGGUUUUGAAAGAAUUGCAUAUGAGGAAUGUUAUAAGCCAGAAUACCAUGGAGAGAAUCACUAUGCAGUAUGACUUGGAAUAGCUUUUGUUUCUUUUUUGGGAAAUCGAGGGCAAAAAAUGCGAGAAAAAAGAUUUUAGUGGUUGGUUGAGGAACUCGGUUUCGAAGUUGUAGCAUAAAGAGUUGGCUCCUUUGCCAUUUUUCCGGAUCCUGACAUGUAUCUUAAGUCCUGCUUUGGUUGAUCAAAUCCUAAAGCUGAACACAAUCAUAUAGGCAUGAAUGUGUUUCCCUGAAUCCUGAUGGAAGAGUCAUACUUAAGAGCUUCAGAUGCUUACUUUUCUUAAUUGAGAAUGUUCAGCUUAAUUGUGUAGGAUGGAUUGUUACCUCACUCAUCCCAGUGGUUCAUGUUGUGGUGAUGCUUAAAAUUGACCUUUUACUGUUUGAGAGAGUGGUUAGAUUAUCAGCUAACUGGUUUGUAGAUACAUAAUAUUACUCAAAUAUGAACUUUUUGAUGCCAUGAGAACACUACUAGAUAGAUGCUGUGAAUCAUAUAUUAAACAUGAAUGAUGAUCCAACAUUUCUCUUUUCA